Balaenoptera acutorostrata (minke whale) is the source of this 2046-nucleotide messenger RNA. It is a transcript of the gene HOXC10, whose product is annotated as homeobox C10. The coding region runs from base 91 to 1197 and encodes 368 amino acids. The transcript is spliced from 3 exons. Gene Ontology annotation, cellular component: nucleus. Gene Ontology annotation, molecular function: DNA-binding transcription factor activity, RNA polymerase II-specific; RNA polymerase II cis-regulatory region sequence-specific DNA binding. Lineage: Eukaryota; Metazoa; Chordata; Mammalia; Artiodactyla; Balaenopteridae. The record is from RefSeq and is a predicted model, not a curated record. Gene Ontology annotation, biological process: regulation of transcription by RNA polymerase II.
CCUCCAACCGCCCCCCCUCCCGGAUGGGGAAAAAAAAGAUGUCAGCUCCUCCGCAGUAGUAUUGCUCCUUAAAAACCCCUCUCUCUGAAAAUGACAUGCCCUCGCAAUGUAACUCCGAACUCGUACGCGGAGCCCUUGGUUGCGCCGGGCGGAGGAGAGCGCUAUAGCCGGAGCGCAGGCAUGUAUAUGCAAUCUGGGAGUGACUUCAACUGCGGGGUGAUGAGGGGCUGCGGGCUCGCGCCCUCGCUCUCCAAGAGGGACGAGGGCAGCAGCCCCAACCUCGCCCUCAACACCUACCCGUCCUACCUCUCGCAGCUGGACUCCUGGGGCGACCCCAAAGCCGCCUACCGCCUGGAACAACCUGUUGGCAGGCCGCUAUCCUCCUGCUCCUACCCACCUAGUGUCAAGGAGGAGAAUGUCUGCUGCAUGUACAGCGCAGAGAAGCGGGCGAAAAGUGGCCCCGAGGCAGCUCUCUACUCCCACCCCCUGCAGGAGUCCUGCCUCGGGGAGCACGAGGUGCCGGUGCCCAGCUACUACCGCGCCAGCCCGAGCUACUCCGCGCUGGACAAGCCGCCCCACUGUGCCGGGGCCAACGACUUCGAAGCCCCUUUCGAGCAGCGGGCCAGUCUCAACCCGCGCGCCGAACAUCUGGAGUCUCCCCAGCUCCGGGGUAAAGUGAGUUUCCCUGAGACCCCCAAGUCCGACAGCCAGACCCCCAGCCCCAAUGAGAUCAAGACCGAGCAGAGCCUGGCGGGCCCAAAAGGCAGCCCCUUGGAGAGCGAAAAGGAUCGGGCCAAAACCGCCGACUCCAGCCCAGACACCUCGGAUAACGAAGCGAAAGUUACGUUAAAAAAAUUUUUCCCCGUUGGUUUCCAAAAGCAGCUUACAAAUGAGUGGUCGGGAAAUUUCUGUGUGCAUGAGGAGAUAAAGGCAGAAAACACCACAGGAAAUUGGCUGACAGCAAAGAGCGGAAGGAAGAAGAGGUGUCCCUAUACUAAACACCAGACGCUGGAAUUGGAGAAAGAAUUUCUGUUCAAUAUGUAUUUGACACGAGAGCGCCGCCUGGAGAUUAGCAAGACCAUUAACCUUACAGACAGACAAGUCAAAAUCUGGUUUCAAAAUCGCAGAAUGAAACUCAAGAAAAUGAACCGAGAGAAUCGAAUCCGGGAACUGACCUCCAAUUUUAAUUUCACCUGAGCGAGGGGCCUCCCCUCCCACUCCCCCUCUUCCCCCCCUUCCUUCCUUUCCCCGCCCCUCCUCCCUUUGUGCCUGGUGGUAUAUAUAUUUUUUCCUCCCUGAGUAUAAAUGCAACACGCCUGCAAAAAAGGCAAAGACCUCAGACACUCCUUUCAAGGGACCCAUGGUUCGUGCUGCGAAGAUGUGUCCACCUAAAGCAUGAGAAAUGGGGUGCUGGGUUGUGGGGUGUGGUGUGCCUGCAUAGACGAGGGUGGGAGUGUGGCUGGUGUGUGUGUCAACCCCUCACUCACCCACGCACUCACACAUAGCACCCUGUUCUCCAGGCAAAGUUAAGGUCGAAUCCACCCAAUUAUAGGGAAAAAAAGGAAAAAAAAAUCAACCAGAGAAGGUCUGUAAUCUCGAAGAGCACAGUCAGAAUCGCUCCUUCCUUGCUGCAUUUCCUCCUUAGAAUAAUAGACGUUUUGGAAAGUUCGGCUAGUGUUUGUGUGUUUGUCGUAGCGUCCAGCGCCUGCACCAAACCCUCUCUGUGUCUUCACCUCCCAAUCGCUCUGAGAAUCUGCUUGAAGUCUCGUAUUUGUACUGCUUUCUGCUUUUCUCCCAUUCUCCCGGCACCCCUACAUCCCCCAUGCACUGCCAUCUCAGAAAUUCCAUCCAGAGGAGCAAAAAAAAAUUUUUUUAAUUUAAAAUAGAACAUAGUGAAGCAAAGACAGAGUGCCCCUCCCCCAAAUAUUGCCCUGUCCCUGUCUGGGAGUUGUGUUAUUUAAAGAUAUUCUGUAUGUUGUAUCUUUUGCAUGUAGCUUCCUUAAUGGAGAAAAAAAUCCUAAUAAAUUUCCAGAAUCAUAAUCCUCA